AUGUGGGAGGCUCAGUUCGUGGGCUUGCUGCUUCUGCAACUGCUGUGUGUGGCUCCAGUGGAAGCUCCAGGGCCCGACGCAGACGUCCCAGUCGUGUGGGCGCAGGAGGGGGCUCCUGCCCAGCUCCCCUGCAGCCCCACAAUCCCGCUCCAGGAUCUCAGCCUUUUGCGAAGAGGAGGGGUCACUUGGCAGCAUCAGCCGGACUCGACUCCACCCUUUCUCCCUCCCAGCGACCCGGCCCUCGGCCUCCGCCCGGUGGCGCCCUCCGCCCGCCGCUACACGGUGCUGAGCGUGGCUCCCGGAGGCCUGCGCAGCGGGCGGCUGCCCCUGCAGCCCCGCGUGCAGCUGGAGGAGCGCGGCCUCCAGCGCGGGGACUUCUCGCUGUGGCUGCGCCCGGCUCGGCGCACCGACGCCGGCGAGUACCGCGCCUCGGUGCGCCUCGGGGACCGCGCCCUCGCCUGCCGCCUCCGUCUGCGCGUGGGCCAGGCCUCCAUGACUGCCAGCCCUUCAGGGUCUCCCAGGACCUCCGACUGGGUCAUUUUGAAUUGCUCCUUCAGCCGGCCUGACCGCCCAACCUCUGUGCACUGGUUCCGGGGCCAGGGCCAAGUCCCUGUCCAGGAGUCCCCCCAUCACCACUUGGCUGAAAACUUCCUCUUCCUGCCCCAAGUCAGCCCCUCAGACUCUGGGCCCUGGGGCUGUGUCCUUGCCUACAGAGAUGGCUUCAGUGUCUCCAUCAUGUACCACCUCACUGUUCUGGGUCUGGAGCCCCCAACCCCACUGACAGUGUACACUGGAGCAGGUUCCAGGGUGGAGCUGCCCUGUCGCCUGCCUCCUGGUGUAGGGACCCAGUCUUCCCUCACUGCCAAGUGGACCCCUCCUGGGGGAAGCCCUGACCUCCUGGUGUCCGGAGACAAUGGCAACUUUACCCUUCGACUAGAGGCUGUAAGCCAGGCCCAAGCUGGGACCUACACCUGCCGCAUCCAUCUGCAGGGGCAACAGCUCAGUGCCACUGUCACUUUGGCAGUCAUCACAGUGACUCCCAAAUCCUUUGGGUUACCCGGCUCCCUGGGGAAGCUGCUUUGUGAGGUGACUCCAGCAUCUGGACAAGAGCGCUUUGUGUGGAGCGUCCUGGACAACCGGUCCUGGAAGAGUUCCCCAGGACCCUGGCUGGAGAUGCAAGAGGCCGGGCUCCCUUCCCAACCCUGGCAAUGCCAGCUGUACCAGGGAGAGAGGCUUCUUGGAGCAGCGGUGUACUCUACAGAGCUGUCUAGCCGAGGUGCCCAACGCUCUGGGAGAGCCCCAGGUACCCUCAGAGCAGGCCAUCUCCCUGUCAUUCUCAUCCUUGCUGUAGUCUCACUGCUCCUUUUGGUGACUGGAGCCUUUGGCGUUCACCUUUGGAGAAGACGGUGGCGACCAAGAAGAUUUUCUGCCUUAGAGCAUGGAAUUCACCCUCCUCAGGCUCAGAGCAAGCUAGAGGAGCUGGAGCAAGAAUCGGAGCUGGACCCAGAGCUGGAGGAGCCUGAGCCAGAGCAGGAGCCGGAACUGGGGCCGGAGGAGCCGGAGCAAGAGCAGCUCUGA
Cynocephalus volans (Philippine flying lemur) is the source of this 1578-nucleotide messenger RNA. It is a transcript of the gene LAG3, whose product is annotated as lymphocyte activating 3. Bases 1 to 1578 code for a protein of 525 amino acids. The transcript has 8 exons. Gene Ontology annotation, molecular function: transmembrane signaling receptor activity; MHC class II protein binding. NCBI's taxonomy places the organism in Eukaryota, Metazoa, Chordata, Mammalia, Dermoptera, Cynocephalidae. The record is from RefSeq and is a predicted model, not a curated record.